UAAAGAGCUUCUCUAAUCAGUAAUGGUACACAGCUUACAGCCUUGGUUAUGGAGCCUAAGGUCCACAAUUGACAAUUCCAUCACCUGGCCCUUAUUUCAAACUUGUGGGACUCACUUUUCACAGCAAGGAAGAAGAAAUGAUGUUGCAGAGCAGAGCAUGUGAUGACAGACGCGGCAAGAUGGUCAAAAAAGUUCAUUAAACAGUAAAUAAACUUAGCCUAUAUGCCAAAUGCCUAUCAGCCUAUGUAGGAAAUCACGGAAGAAGCCAUCAUUCCAAGAAUCCAAAUAACCCAAAAGCAAAUCCCUCCUCACCAGUUACCAUCACUCUAUCAGUUCUAAGAUUCUCCAAUCUCCAUUUUCCUUUCUCUUUGAAGUUUGGUAGUUUUGAAGCUCUGCUGAAACAGUAAAACAGAGAAAUGCAGGCUUGUGGAAGACUAGUAUGGUCGUUCACCGUUGUGUUUGAGCUUAUGUCGCUGUUAACCUUACUAAACCUGAAGCCUGUCCAAAGCCUGAGCCCACCUACUUUAUGCCGCAGCCUAUGCGGAGGGAUACCCAUAAACUACCCAUUCGGUGUGGACGAUGGUUGCGGUGCGCCACAUUACCGGAAAAUGAUGAAUUGCAGCGGCGAUCUGUUCCUAAUCACUCCGUCAGGCUCCUACAAAGUCCGAUCAAUCGAUUACGACAAGCAGACGAUGGUGAUCUUCGAUCCAGCGAUGUCCACGUGUACAACGCUUCAGCCCCACCACGACUUCAUCAUGACGGAGAUCCAGUCGGUGGUAAUGCCACCCUCGUCGGAUACCGUUUUUGCUCUCCUAAAUUGCUCUAUCGAUUCCCCUGUUCUCAACCACUACAGCAACCUCUGUUUCAACUUCUCUGGCCACUCCUGUGAUGAGCUUUACAGUGCUUGUACUUCUUUCCGAAUCUUCCAACAGUUCCAUUCUCUUAGCCCUCCUUCCCCUGUCACUAUAACCCCCAAUCCCUUCCUCUCUAACUUAUCAUCUCCUCCUCCUCCUUCUUCUUCAAUCUCCCUCAAUCCUCCUCCUCCCUGUUGCUUCACGGGUUACGAUACAGUGAAGCUUAUGAGUAUGAACAUACUGGACUGUACGCAUUAUACGACCGUGUACGAUACGGACAAUCUCAAGGGUGUAGGGCCACUGGACUGGUCUUAUGGGAUGAAGCUCACCUAUACUGUCCCCAAUGUCGGCUGUGACCGUUGCCAGAACACCGGUGGCACUUGCGGCUUUGAUACAGAGACAGAAGGGAUGCUUUGCAUAUGCUCAACCUCUUCUAACUCUACCAGAGAUUGUGGCAACGCCUAUCGGGGAAAAGAAAAAGUUCCGAAAACUGUGGGAGGAGGCAACAUGAGCGCAGGCGGAAACUGGGGGCCUAAACAAACUCCAUUGACGAUAUUCCAACUGCUUAUUUUGGCGUUCGGAGCACUGUUUAACAUGAACUUAUGGCAUGUCUAUGUGGUGUAAUUUAAAACGUUUAAUGGAUUAUUUCUCUCUGUGUUACUUGGAAAUUAUUCAUCAUUGGUACAGAAGGUGACCAAAAUUGAUUAACUUUAGUAUUGGUUGAUAAUUUGUCUAUAGAUAAGUGUAGUUUGUUCCAGUGUUUAAC
This is a messenger RNA of Macadamia integrifolia, 1620 nucleotides long. RefSeq lists its product as uncharacterized. NCBI's taxonomy places the organism in Eukaryota, Viridiplantae, Streptophyta, Magnoliopsida, Proteales, Proteaceae. The transcript is spliced from 3 exons. Gene Ontology annotation, molecular function: polysaccharide binding. The record is from RefSeq and is a predicted model, not a curated record. The coding region runs from base 417 to 1478 and encodes 353 amino acids.